CCCUGCAGGUGCCAGCCGGCCCGUCUCCAUCCCCUCGUCCAAUUCCACUCGCUUUUCCCGCUGGCAGUAAAACUCCAACUCCCAGGAUGCACGGCGCCAGAAGCGGAAGUGUCCUGUGCUCAAAUUGGCGCUGAUCUAUCCGGGUCCUACGUUCGUCUCUUCCUUUCGCGCCGGUAGCUGAAGAACAGCGCGUCCAUGUGCGCAUCGAUUGGGACUUCAUAGUUCACAGAACCCACCGAAACCGAGCCAUAACCGAACUUAGACAUGGAUCCGAACUCGCUGAUUGAGGCCCUGCGGGGUACCAUGGACCCCAACUUGCGGGAGGCCGCCGAGAGGCAGUUGAGCGAGGGUCACAGCCAGGUGAAUUUCGUCUCCACGCUGCUCCAGGUCACCAUGUCCGAACAGCUGGACCUGCCCGUCAGACAAGCAGGGGUGAUCUACCUGAAGAACAUGGUGACGCAGUACUGGAGCGAGGGGGAGGGCACCAGCGGAGAGGCCCCCGCCACCACCAUCCCCGAGGAGGACCGCCAGUUCAUCCGGGACAACAUCGUGGAGGCCAUCAUCCACUCGCCUGAGCGCAUAAGGGUGCAGCUCACUACUUGCAUUCAUCACAUGAUCAAGCACGACUACCCUGGCAAGUGGACUGCGAUCGUGGAUAAGAUCGGUUUCUACCUUCAGUCCGACAGCAAUGCUUGGCUGGGAAUCCUCCUGUGCCUCUAUCAGCUGGUGAAGAACUACGAGUAUAAGAAGCCGGAUGAGCGGAGUCCACUGGUAGCUGCAAUGCAGAUUUUCAUGCCCAUGCUGAAGGAUCGCUUUAUCCAGCUCCUCCCUGACCCCUCCAGCCAAUCUGUGCUCAUCCAGAAACAGAUCUUUAAGAUCCUGUAUGCACUUUUCCAGUACAACCUGCCCUUGGAGCUGAUUAACCAGCAGAACCUGACGGAGUGGAUGGAAAUCCUCAAGACGGUGGUGGACAGAGAUGUGCCUGCAGAGACCCUGCAGGUGGACGAGGACGACCGACCUGAGCUCCCCUGGUGGAAGUGCAAGAAGUGGGCUCUGCACAUCCUGGCUCGGCUUUUUGAAAGGUAUGGCAGCCCAGGUAACAUCUCCAAAGAGUACACCGAGUUUGCCGAGCUGUUCCUCAAGGGCUAUGCUGUUUCUGCUCAGCAGGUUUUAUUGAAGGUCUUAUAUCAGUUUAAGGAAAAGCAGUAUGUAGCUCCCAGGGUGCUCCAGCAGACGCUGAACUACAUCAACCAGGGCGUUGGACACGCGCUUACUUGGAAGAACCUCAAACCACAUAUCCAGGGGAUCAUUCAGGAUGUGGUCUUCCCCCUGAUGUGUUACACAGACACUGAUGAAGAGCUGUGGCAGGAAGAUCCUUAUGAGUACAUCCGCAUGAAGUUUGACGUGUUUGAAGAUUUCAUCUCCCCAACAACAGCUGCGCAGACGCUUCUCUUCACAGCGUGUAGCAAGAGGAAAGAAGUGCUUCAGAAAACCAUGGGCUUCUGCUACCAGAUGCUCACAGAUCCCACGGUGGACCCACGCAAAAAGGAUGGGGCUCUACACAUGAUCGGCUCCCUGGCUGAAGUUUUAUUGAAGAAAAAGAUCUACAAAGACCAGAUGGAGUUCAUGCUGCAGAACCACGUCUUCCCAUUGUUCAGCAGUGAGCUGGGGUACAUGAGAGCUAGGGCAUGCUGGGUUCUUCAUUAUUUCUGUGAAGUGAAGUUCAAGAGCGACCAGAACCUGCAGACGGCGCUUGAGCUGACGAGACGCUGUCUGAUCAAUGAUAAUGAAAUGCCGGUGAAAGUUGAAGCUGCUAUUGCCCUGCAGGUUCUCAUCAGCAACCAGGAGAAAGCAAAAGAGUACAUCACUCCCUUCAUCAGGCCGGUGAUGCAGGCGCUUCUGCACAUUGUGCGGGAGACUGAGAACGAUGACCUCACAAACGUCAUCCAGAAGAUGAUCUGCGAGUACAGCGAGGAGGUCACGCCCAUCGCCGUGGAGAUGACCCAGCACUUGGCGAUGACAUUUAACCAGGUAAUCCAGACGGGUCCGGAUGAGGAAGGCGGUGACGACAAGGCGGUGACGGCCAUGGGCAUCCUGAACACAAUCGACACUCUGCUCAGUGUGGUGGAGGACCACAAGGAGAUCACUCAGCAGUUAGAAGGUAUCUGUCUGCAGGUGAUUGGAACAGUUCUGCAGCAGCAUGUUUUGGAGUUUUACGAGGAGAUCCUGUCUCUGGCUCACAGUCUGACGUGUCAGCAGGUGUCCCCACAGAUGUGGCAGCUGUUACCACUAGUCUUUGAGGUCUUCCAGCAGGAUGGGUUCGAUUACUUCACAGAUAUGAUGCCUCUUUUGCAUAACUAUGUCACGGUAGAUACAGAUAUGCUUCUGUCAGACACCAAAUACCUUGAAAUGAUCUACAGCAUGUGCAAAAAGGUCCUGACAGGAGAUGCGGGUGAGGAUGCCGAGUGUCACGCAGCAAAGCUGUUAGAAGUCAUCAUUCUGCAGUGCAAAGGGCGUGGCAUCGACCAGGUGGUGCCCCUGUUCGUGGCGGCGGCACUGGAGAGGUUGACGCGGGAGGUGAAGACGAGCGAGCUGCGGACCAUGUGCCUGCAGGUGGCCAUCGCAGCCUUGUACUACAGCCCUGCUCUCCUCCUGAACACGCUGGAGAACCUGCGCUUCCCCAACAACACCGAGCCCAUCACAAACCACUUCAUCACGCAGUGGCUCAACGACAUCGACUGCUUCCUUGGACUGCAUGACCGGAAGAUGUGUGUUCUGGGCCUGUGUGCCCUGAUGGACUUGGAACAGAGACCGCAGGUGGUGAACCAGGUGGCCACACAGCUGCUCCCCGCAGUCAUCCUGCUCUUCAACGGGUUGAAGAGGGCGUACGCCUGCCGGGCCGAGCACGAGAACGACGAAGAUGAGGAUGACGAAGCGGAAGAUGAUGACGAGAACGAAGAGCUGGGUAGCGAUGAAGAUGACAUCGACGAGGAGGGACAGGAGUAUCUGGAGAUGCUGGCCAAGCAGGCUGGCGAGGACGGGGACGACGAGGACUGGGAGGAGGACGAUGCAGAGGAGACAGCCCUGGAGGGGUACACCACGGCUGUGGAUGAUGAGGACAACCCUGUGGACGAGUACCAGAUCUUCAAAGUCAUCCUGCAGAAUGUCCAGACGCGUGAGCCUGCAUGGUACCAGGCACUCACACAGGGCCUAGAUGAGGAACAGGCGAAACAGCUUCAAGACAUCGCCACCCUCGCCGAUCAGAGAAGGGCAGCCCAUGAAUCAAAAAUGAUUGAGAAGCAUGGCGGAUACAAGUUCACAGCUCCGGUGGUACCAUCUAACUUCAACUUUGGUGGCAACGCUCCAGGAAUGAAUUGAGUCGCCCUUUCCCUCUCUUACUCUGUGACUGGUUGUAGUGAAAAAAAGCUUGUGUUGUUCCCUCAAGUAGUGGUUCCAGAGCUGGUUCUUCUCACUCACUCUUCAAUCUGACUGUACUGAAUUGGACUUGGCACCAGAAGAUGUGGGAAAGCAACCAAAUGCCACCUAUGGCUGGGGAAAACUAACCAAGAACUUGAAAAAGCAAAAGAAGAAAUUAAGCUCCGAACUACAUUCUUAAAGAAGUCCGAAUGUGGGAGGGGAUGUCAAGACGGCAGCUUUUUUUUCUUCCACAAAAAUGAAAUAAAAAUCAUUGACAAUAGGACUAAGUAUCUCAUGAAAUUCACAGUAUAGGCUAGAAGGCCACCUUUAAAUUAUACCUGUGGCAGUAGUGUUUGUCUAGAUUUUUGCAUUAUCAAAUUCCCAUGUUUGUAAUGUAUAUAAGCCAAGGUACUAUAGUAGCCUUGGAGAAUAACCUUCGGCAUUUGACAGGUGUAAGCAAGUGUAUUCAUAUGUAGCAUAUUGGAUACUUGUUAUAGCACUAUGUGAUGCCUGAUUAUCUGUAAAUUAAUUAAUAGCACUUUCAUAUUGUUCAGGUCUCCUAGCCUUCUGUAUCAGACUGCAAAUUUGUAAAAUCAAUGGAGAAUAUUUAAAAAGGCAAAUGAAAACUGUAACAUUCUCGCACAAGCAGGCAACUUUUCUGACCUGAUUAUGGCUGCUUGUCUCAUGAAUAUGGUUACUGUGCUGAAUAAUCAGUGGCAUUUCGUUGCUGCUAAAAAAGCAACUCCCUCUGGGUUUUUUUUCCUUUUUUAAAAAAAACGGUGUUAAAUUUGGAUACAAGACAUUGUGUUGUACGCACUUGAAAGUACAUUGGAUACUUCAUUGAAGCAUGUAUAAUCGGACUUGAUAUUGAAGUUCUUGGGUUGAAAUUAUCUCAAGCGCUUGGUUGAUGUAUGGGUGAACCAUCUCUAUAUACAACAAAAUAUUAAAACAACAAAAAUUGGGUUACAUGUUAGUUGUACCUUUUUAAAAUACGAUCCCAAAAAGGAACUUCUCUGCACACUGAGCAGUGUCGGAAAUUCAAGGUCUGCUGAACCAUCUUUUAGUCUGAGGAAGUGCAGAAAGAGGGGAAAUGUGUAGCUGUUCAUGAAAGUAGUAAUCAAAAAUAUCUUCUGAUCUGUGUUUACAUUGCUUACACAAAGAUGAGAAAUAGUAAAACUUCAUAUUCCCCCCUCAAAGUUAUGUCUUUAAAAAACCUGCAGUUUUAAUGCAGAAGCAUAAGUAUGUUGAAGUAGGUCUUGAUAACUGAUCCUCAUAAGGGUUGAUGCCUAAUAUUUUUAAUGGGGGGCCAUCUUAAUCAGGAGAUCUGUUAAACUAAUAUUAAAGGACUCAUUCACAUUGUCCUUAUUAUGUUUAUUGGCUUAUUAUGCUUUAGAUUCUCAUCUGUUGAAUUUCUGACCGUUUCAUCAUCGAAAAAAUCCUCUAGGAACAAGCCCAGCCCAGCUCAUGGAGACUCAGAACUUACCUAACAGGUUUUAUUAGUAGUCAUUACUGGAACCCUAAUUAAUUAAAAAGGUGGAUACAUUUUUAUAUUUAAAACAAACAUCUAAAUACCCUUUAGCCCUUAAUGACAGAGAUUAUUUAAUUAAGCAACCAAUUUAGUCAAUAGGUGUUCUGAAUCUUUACAGAGUAGGAUGCAGGAUUAACUGGAGUUGGGAUUCUCUAGAAGCUAGUGUGGAGCCUAUUGCUCUAGUUUGUUCUCUGUAUUUCUUCAUGAUCAUGGCUCUCCUCAUACCGGUAACAAAUUCACUACUCUUUUAUUUUCAGUUAUUCUGUGAGUAUAACUGUCUGUGGAGCUGAUGCCUAUCUAGGUGUCUUUAAGCUCAUUAUAAUUAUUGUUAUUGUAUUAUUAUUAUUAUUAUUAUUAAGACUCAGUCUUGGGCUGGCUUAAAAGGUUACUUCUCAAAUAGAACAACAAAUACUUAAGUACGUCUGUUAAUGUAGUUUGUGGGUCUGUGAAGAUACCCCACCCCCUCCCCUUGUGAGGAUGAGGGUUCAAUGGAGUAAACCUAUGAACUAGUAACCUAAUCAAUAAGAAAGGAAUUGAUGUGUGGGCCCUACUCCAUACAAGAGGUGUAUGGACUUCACUAGCUUUCCCCCUUCAAACACCUGAUGGAAGAUCAUUAAGUGUUCUGAACCCACUGAAGAUAUGGAUUUAAGUUACUAGCAUUAUUUAUUCAAAGCUACAAUAAAAUAACUUGUUUUGUUACUGUAUUACAGUGGGAGUGUACCCUUUGGUAUUUCAAAGAUCUUUCUACUUCAUCUGAAUUUACCAGUGGAAAAUAUUUUCCUCCACAUGCAAGACAAUCUGAAGUCAAGUGUUUAAAACGGGUACUAUUGACAAAUGUUCAAAGUGGUAUUUGGUUCUUUUGUGUCCCAGAAAAAUAAAACCAGAGGCAGCAAGGUG
This is a messenger RNA of Lepisosteus oculatus (spotted gar), 5842 nucleotides long. RefSeq names its product importin 7 (gene ipo7). Gene Ontology annotation, biological process: protein import into nucleus. Gene Ontology annotation, molecular function: small GTPase binding. NCBI's taxonomy places the organism in Eukaryota, Metazoa, Chordata, Actinopteri, Semionotiformes, Lepisosteidae. Gene Ontology annotation, cellular component: nuclear envelope; cytosol. The record is from RefSeq and is a predicted model, not a curated record.